Molecule: messenger RNA, 3108 nt
Organism: Thalassophryne amazonica
Lineage: Eukaryota; Metazoa; Chordata; Actinopteri; Batrachoidiformes; Batrachoididae
Gene: nucb2a
Product: nucleobindin 2a
Exons: 13
Coding region: 102-1568 (488 amino acids)
Cellular component (GO): endoplasmic reticulum-Golgi intermediate compartment; extracellular exosome
Molecular function (GO): calcium ion binding
Source: RefSeq, a predicted model, not a curated record
ACAAGAAGACAUACGGACAGCGACACCGCUUCCUAGCUCGCUGAUUAAGAAGUCCAGCCGUCAAGGAGUAACGUGAGGAAACGUUUGGGAGUCAUAAUAAAAUGUGGUGGAGCCGUGUUCUUGUCACCAGUUGGCUGCUGCUGCUGAUCCAGCUGCUGUGUGUGGAACCAGUGCCCAUCAGCGUGGACAAAACCAAAAUCACCGUGCCGGAGACAAAAGCUGAAGAACCUCCACCUAGUGUGGACACUGGACUCCAUUAUGAUCGCUACCUCAGAGAAGUAAUUGAUUUUCUCGAGAAAGAUCAGCAUUUUAGAGAAAAGCUCCACAACACAGACAUGGAAGACAUCAAGCAAGGUAAACUGGCUAAAGAGUUGGACUUUGUCAGCCAUCAUGUCAGAACAAAAUUGGAUGAGUUAAAGAGGCAGGAGGUCAGCCGACUACGCACCCUGAUUAAAGCCAAGCAAGACCUCGAAGGAGGAAAUGACAUAGCAGUGGAUCACCAGGCUCUGUUGAAACAGUUUGAGUACUUAAACCACAUGAACCCACAUACCUUUGAAGUGGAUGAUCUGGAUCGUCUCAUCAAAUCGGCCACUAAUGAUCUGGAGAACUUUGACAAAGAGCGACAUGAGGAAUUCAAGCGUUAUGAAAUGAUGAAAGAGCACGACAGACGAGAACACCUGAAGACACUGGAUGAGGAAGAACGGAAGAGAGAAGAGGAGCACUAUGAGGAGAUGAAGAAGAAGCACGCCGAUCAUCCAAAAGUCAACCACCCAGGCAGUGAGAACCAACUGAAGGAAGUGUGGGAGGAAGCUGAUGGCUUAGAUCCUGAAGAUUUCGACCCAAAGACUUUUUUCAGCCUGCAUGAUGCAAAUGGAGAUGGCUUCUUUGAUGAACAGGAACUAGAGGCAUUAUUCACAAAGGAGCUGGAAAAAAUUUAUGAUCCAACUAAUGAAGAGGAUGACAUGGUGGAGAUGGAAGAAGAGAGGCUACGUAUGAGGGAGCAUGUUAUGAAUGAGGUGGACACCAACAAAGACAGACUGGUCUCAUUAAAGGAGUUUCUGGUAGCUACAAAGAAAAAGGAGUUUUUGGAGCCAGACAGCUGGGAGACGCUAGAGCAGAACCAAGCUUACACAGAUGUGGAGAUGAGGGAGUUUGAAGAGCACCUUGCCCAGCAGGAGCAGGACCUCAACCAGAAGGCUGUUGACCUUCAGAGGCAGAGAGAGGAGCUGGAGAGGCAGCAGGAGGAGCUGAAUGCACAGAAAAUGGAGCUACAGCAGGCUGUAGAGCAUAUGGAACGGCUAAAACUAGAGAAUGUAGAACCUCCCGGGGCUCAUGUUGAAGGGAAUGAGAUUCAAGCGUUACAUGGAGUUGAUGGUCAGGUUCAUCCACAUCAAGAAGCUCAGCAUCACCCUGCACCACAUGCUCCUCAAGAAAUUGCUCAAGAACCACACAAGCAACAUCAUACAGACACAGCUCAACAAAGUGUGUCCCACACAAACCAGGAACUACCACCAGGCCACCACCAACCCCCACAGGGCCACCAGGAACCGUCCAAUGCAGUCCUGUGAGAACUUUAGUUUCAAGACUUGUGCAGGACCACUGCAGAGGAGCAGUGCUUGGCAGACCUUUCUAACCAGUGCGACUCAGUGGGGGGCGUUGGGAGGCCACAAGUGAAGAGCACAAGAAGAAUUCUCUCUGCAGUGAUAUCAAUGUGACAUAAAAACGGUUAUCUUUGGAAUGCAUACUGUAUAAUCUGUUUACAACCUGGGACACGCAUCUUAAAAUCUGCAAACUUUUCAAGGAGUUGUUUGCUCCCAAAUAUUGAGACUGUCACAGUAUUUAGUCAUUUUUUUUUGUUUGUUUGUUUUAACAAAAAUGCUGGUGUUGAAGUGCAUUAUGUUUAAAAACUUGAGACUAUCUGUAAAGCUGUCAUAUAUUUUAAAAAAAAUAUUUUGAUGAGGUUUUUUUGUUUGUUUUUUAACCAACAAGGUGCUGUCAACAUUUCAAGCGUAGCCCCCACCACCAAAGUUCAGUGCAAGAUCCCUUUUAAGAAAUAUUAUGGAAUCAAGAAGUGAAAUUGCCAGAGGUAAUUUUUAAAUUAUUUUUUUUUUACCCUUAAAACAUUGAGAUGUUUUGCUCAAAAAGACAGUAAAAACCACAUGAUGUGGAUAGUUUUGUGGUUAUCAACACAUAGGUGACAAAUGAAAUGCCAACAAGGUGAUAGGCCACCAGAACAUCUUAAUUGUGCCUUGGCACUGAUUUAGCAGGUCUCUAGGCCUUGACUGGAGGGUUGGAACACAUUCAUAUGCUCUUAGUUGGUAUUUUCCUGAUGGUGGCAGUAACAGCUAACAUAGUUGGCCAAAAUCCAUAGGUGUGCAGUUGGGAUUGGGUGUGUGCGAAAGCCAUAGCAUUUUCUUAGUCAUCAGUGUCUCCAACACAUGGCAGAAUGUUUGGUUUUCCCUUUGUUACUCAUCGGUACAUUUUUGUAAUCAAGGGUAUGUGCAGACUUUCCAUAUGUCCGGUUGCCACUUUAUUCAAAUAACUAACUAAAACCAGUGGUAAGUAAAUGUUGUUGUACCAAGACGGUGAAUGUUUGAAGUGAUGUCUCAGGAGGUUUUUAUAGUGAUGAGCUCCUUAUCUCCUGAGGUGAUAAGUGGAAACUUCCAUACUAUUGGCACAUGGUUAACUAACACUUCCUCCUUCUGUACUGCUGUCAUCUCAUGAAGUCACCAGCAGCUUUGCUCUUUUCCAUCUAGUCAGAUCCUGUUAUCUCAGCUGUAGAAAAGAAUAAGACACAAUGCUGCUCCCCAUGAACUUUUCAUGUAAAUUUCUUUUGAUGAGUCAUACAAGCACUUAGUCUUUGCAGUGUUUCUCUCUUGCUCUUCAAAUGUAAUUUCCCUGCAUCUGAAGGUUUUGCAGAUGCUGAUCUGGGAGCAUCCUUCUGCAGAUAAGCAGUUUGUUGCUUACCAGAUUAAAAGCAAAUUUUGCACACAUGGGACUGGAUUCCACUUGUUGCACCUACACAAGGAUGAGGAUUUAAAUUAUACACAAAUGUGUAAGUUACAUGUUUGAGUUUAUGUAAAAUUUAAUAAACGUUUUACAGUGAAA